This is a messenger RNA of Linum trigynum, 2085 nucleotides long. Lineage: Eukaryota; Viridiplantae; Streptophyta; Magnoliopsida; Malpighiales; Linaceae. The record is from the annotation of a GenBank genome assembly.
AUGUCUUCCAAUCCGAAUCCAUCAAUUGCCAGUUCUGUUUCUACUCCUGCAAAUCCCGAGAAUGCAACCCAAAAUCCAUCAUCUGCUCAGAAAGAGAAUGAUGAUGAAGAAAAUCCAUAUUCAAGAAAUGUGAGAAAGAAAACUUCAGCAGUUUGGGAAGGCUUCAAGAAUGUGGAGACAGCCGGUGUCAAGAAGUACCAAUGCAUACAUUGCAAGAGGAAAUACAAAGCAGAUCCCUCAGGGGUUACAUCAACACUACGAAGACACCUGAAACAAUGUCCGAAGAAUCCCAUUGUCCUCAUUGAUAAAGGACAACAACAGUUAAGCCUCUCAUCAACUCUUAUACAAGCUGAAAGUGUUGCCUCCGUGCAGAAUUUCAAAUAUGAGCAAUCUAAGGUGCGUGAGAUCAUGGCACAUUGUUUCAUAGUGCAUGAUAUGCCUUUUAUCACUGCUGAAUACGAGUUGUUUAACUUGUUGCUGAAAACUAUCAGUCCACACUAUCAGAAAAUUAGUCGAACAACUAUUCAGACGGAUAUUUUCAAAACUUUUGACAUCCAUAAAGCAAAGAUAAAAACACUUCUUCAAGGUGUGACUAGGAUGAGUUUGACUACUGAUUUGUGGCAAUCUGUUCAAACAGUGGGAUAUAUGGUUGUUACAUGUCACUUUGUUGAUAAGGAUUUCAAGCUACAGAAGCGAAUCCUUGAUUUUUGUGAUGUUCCGCCACCUCAUAGUGGAGUUGCUAUAGCUGAUUCUUUGCAUAAGUGUUUGGCUGAUUGGGAUAUUGAGAAAAAAGUGUGGACAAUCACCGUUGAUAAUGCUUCAUACAACGAUGUGGCUGUUCGAAAUCUAAAAGAGACUCUUAGUUUCCAAGCUCAGAUUCCUCUUGCUGGUGAUAUGUUUCAUGUUAGAUGCUGUGCUCAUAUAAUUAACAUUUUGGUGCAAUGUGGACUAAAGAAGAUUGGUCCAAUAAUUGAUAAUGUUCGACAAAGUGUUAAGUACAUUGCUGCAUCUGAGAGUCGAAUCAAUAUGUUUCGAGAUAUUUCUAAACAAUUGAAGUUGCCUACAAAGAAGCUUAUUUUAGACUGUCCUACUCGAUGGAAUUCAACAUAUCACAUGAUUUCUGCUGCCCUUGAUAUGAAAGUAGCCUUUUCUCGGUUUGCUACAAGAGAUUCUUCAUAUAUUUGGUUGCCUUCAGAGGGACAGUGGAAUAUGGUUUCAGAGGUGUGUCACUUUCUAAAGCUAUUCAAUGAUGUCACUCAAUAUAUUUCUGGAAGUGAGUAUCCAACUUCCAAUUUAUUUCUUCCUGAGCUUUGGGGAAUCAAGAAGUCGUUAGAUAAGACUAUAACUUCAGAGAAUGGUAGUAUGCAGUCUAUGGCUUCUGAUAUGUUGAACAAAUUUGAGAAAUAUUGGGAGGAGUCUAACAUGCUGAUUUCAAUUGCUGCUAUUAUGGACCCAAGAAACAAGUUUAAGAUGCUUGAAGUGUAUUUUCCUGAUAUUUACAAUGGAGCUGAAGCUGUAAAGGGGCAGAUUGCACUAGUUCGCGACAAGCUUUACCAACUCUUUCAUGAGUAUGUUGAAGAAUACAAAGAGAAGAACAUGGGGAACUCAAUUGAAGAUGAAAGUGGCACACUUUCCUCUUCUACUUCUGUUAUGUCUUCUACUUCAAGUGGCACCGGGAUAAAGAGAACGGGAAGGGCAAUGUUUGACUCACUUAUUCGAAAUGUUGAUUGUGUUACUACAACAUUAAAAUCUGAGUUGGAUAUUUAUUUGGAGGAUGGUCUUUACAUUGAUCCGGAUGAUUGCGACCUUAAUGUUAUUGAGUGGUGGAAGGAGCAACGUAUGAGGUAUAAGGUCUUGUCAAGGAUGGCUUGUGAUGUUUUGGCAAUUCCUAUAACCUCGGUUGCCUCGGAAGCUGCUUUUAGUGCCGGGGGAAGAGUGAUUGAUCCAAAUCGUGCAUCAUUGGGGAAAAAAACUGUUCAAGCUCUACUUUGUUCUCAAGAUUGGUUAAGAAACUAUUAUGGUUUGAAAAAGAGUGUUAAGGCUCUGACCAAGAAAGAGGAAGUUGUUGAAGUUGACUUGUCUUAA